UGCCGGGGAUGGACACAUAGGAUAACAUGCCGGAGAUGGACACAUAGGAUAACAUGCCGGAGAUGGACACAUAGGAUAACAUGCCGGGGAUGGACACAUAGGAUAACAUGCCGGGGAUGGACACACAGGAUAACAUGCCGGGGAUGGACACAUAGGAUAACAUGCCGGGGAUGGACACAUAGGAUAACAUGCCGGGGAUGGACACAUAGGAUAACAUGCCGGGGAUGGACACAUAGGAUAACAUGCCGGGGAUGGACACAUAGGAUAACAUGCCGGGGAUGGACACAUAGGAUAACAUGCAGGGGAUGGAGACAUAGGAUAACAUGUCAGGGAUGGACACAUAGGAUAACAUGUCGGGGAUGGACACAUAGGAUAACACGCCGGGGA
Molecule: messenger RNA, 387 nt
Organism: Staurois parvus
Lineage: Eukaryota; Metazoa; Chordata; Amphibia; Anura; Ranidae
Source: the annotation of a GenBank genome assembly